AUGCUAAAAUCACAGCAGCCCCUUCGGCUUCUUCAACGUGGCACUAAACCCCCUCACCUCAAUCGCACCCAGUACCGCUCUCUCCACACUGAUCAGUCGCACCGGACCAUCAGUACAACUGCCUCCACAGAUCAGGACACCUAUGCUGCCACUCCUGCUGUAACGCCGACUCUGCCCACCAUAUCACAGCCCUCACGACCGCUAUCCGUCCUUCCAUUACCCAUCCUCCUCCGCUCAUACGCCCUUACAGCUCUUUCUUCCUAUCCGCUACUCCUAUCGCCCUCCCUUCGUCUCCUCUCAUUCGUCGCCCACUCCUCGUCCGCACUCCUGAACCCAGACCGCAAUCCUCUCCUCCACUACCUCCUCAAGAAGACAUUCUACGCCCAAUUCUGUGCUGGUGAGACGAAGAUUGAGGUACAGAAGACGGUGAAGGGGCUUAAGAGUAUGGGAUAUAACGGCGUCAUCUUAGCAUACGGCAAAGAGAUCGUGCUCAACAAAGGGGAGAAGGUUGACACAUCCUCAAGCCAAUCAGCAGAUCCCACAGCCGAGAGGGAUGUGCAAGAUUGGAAAGAAGGUACCUUGAAGACCGUGCAGAUGGCUGAAGAAGGCGAUAUGAUUGGCCUGAAAUUCUCCGGGGCUGGAAGAGACGCCAUGAGGCAACUUGCUGCUGAGGCAUCACCUAGCGAAGCGAUUGAGAAGGCGACAACCGAGAUAUGUGACCUUGCACAGGCAAGAGGUGUUCGCUUACUUUUUGAUGCGGAGCAAGACGCUGUUCAGCGCGGUAUCGAUGCUUGGACGCUUGAAUUCGCGAGAAGGUAUAACAGGAUGGCUCUAGGAAAAGCGGUUGUGUACGGGACAUACCAGGCUUACUUACGCUCCACGCCAAAAAUCCUGGCUCAACAUCUUGCUGUUGCCAAGCAAGAAGGUUUUACGUUGGGUGUAAAGCUCGUCAGGGGCGCUUAUAUGAGCAGCGAUCCUCGAACACUUUUCUGGAGUACAAAAGAGGAAACCGACAAGGCUUACAAUGGCGUUACAGAGGCUUUGCUCAAGAAGCGGUGGAACAAUGUUCUGCGACCGUCGACCAGGGAAGCAAGUGAGAGAAUAUCGUCAGAAGUGGCCUUUGUGCUGGCAAGUCAUAAUCAUGAUUCCGUGCAAAAAGCCAUGGCAAUCCAGAGAGAGCAAACCGAAAAGCAUGAAGCGAAGAUCGAUAUGGCUUACGGGCAGCUGAUGGGUAUGGCAGAUGAGGUUAGCUGCGAGUUGGUGAUGGCUGCGAAGGCGGCAGGGGUGGUGCCAUCUGAGAAGACGGAGUGUGCGGGUCCCAAGACCUAUAAGUAUCUGGUGUGGGGCUCUGUGGGCGAGUGUCUCAAGUAUCUGAUCAGACGGGCUGAGGAAAAUAGGGAUGCUGUGCUGUCUUCGUCUUCCAACCCACGCACUCCCGACAGCAAACUUCUCAAAGCACCUGCAAUCAAAUCCACCUACCUCAAAGUCUCCAAUCACUAUAAGCAACCAAGGGCAUCCAGAGCAUCGAUUGUCGGAAUGCCUUUCUCCGAUCUCCUCCUCAAAGGCGUCAAGCUUACAGCUAGAGGAGCCGGCUUGGUCGCAGUGGUCGCGGUGGUCAACAUUGUACCAGCCGCGGCCUACGAGCGCUCUGGGUGGAUGACUCAGAAGGAUCUCGAGCGAAACAUCAAGGCGCAGCAGAGCCGUCCAGGCACCUGA
This is a messenger RNA of Letharia lupina, 1716 nucleotides long. RefSeq lists its product as uncharacterized. The coding region runs from base 1 to 1716 and encodes 571 amino acids. The record is from RefSeq and is a predicted model, not a curated record. Gene Ontology annotation, molecular function: proline dehydrogenase activity; FAD binding. The transcript has 2 exons. Gene Ontology annotation, cellular component: mitochondrion. NCBI's taxonomy places the organism in Eukaryota, Fungi, Ascomycota, Lecanoromycetes, Lecanorales, Parmeliaceae.